AUAACUGUCGAAAUAGUGGUUCAUUUUCGUGCGGUACAAGCUUUGAAGAUAGUUUGUCUAUGGAAAAACAAUUUUAUCUGUCAACACGAUUUAUGUGUCCUUUGUUUCCAAAAGCUUUGAACAAAUUUGAUAUCUCAAUCUUGUUAAUAAAGAAAUGUUGUUAAAAUGAGACAAAAAAUUUAAAAGAUCUGUUCUUGUUAAUUGCACAAAGCCACAAACCUUGCUUCUUCCUCCUCCCAUGUCUCGAAAUCAUCUCAACGUCUCGCUUCUUUGCAAUCUGGCAUUUCUGUGAAAAUCUACUCCAUUAGAGACCCGAAGAUCAUCACAUGGGUCUCUGUUUCUCUUCUCCUAAAGCCACCAGACGUGGCACCAGUCGCCGGAACCCUAAUCUUCAUUCUCCGACGCAGGGGAAGGCUAGUAAUAAAAACAAGAAGAAGACAAAGAAGAGCAAGAACAAGAUCCAAUGGAGGCACGGGGGAGGGAUACCGUACGGUAAGCGCAUCGAUUUUGGUUACGCUAAGGAUUUCGAUAAUCGAUACAUCAUCGGGAGAUUGCUCGGACACGGCCAGUUUGGCUUUACCUAUGUCGCCACCGAUAACAACAACGGCAAUCGCGUCGCAGUCAAGAGAAUCGAGAAGGCCAAGAUGACUCAACCGAUUGAAGUGGAAGAUGUGAAGCGAGAGGUGAAGAUACUACAAGCUUUAGGUGGGCAUGAGAAUGUGGUUGGCUUUCACAAUGCAUUUGAGGACAACAACUAUAUUUACAUAGUCAUGGAGUUAUGUGAAGGUGGUGAAUUGCUAGAUCGAAUACUAGCUAAGAAAGAUAGCCGUUACACCGAGAAAGAUGCAGCGGUUGUGGUGAGACAAAUGCUGAAAGUUGCAGCUGAGUGUCAUUUACGAGGUCUAGUGCACCGCGACAUGAAGCCAGAGAAUUUUCUGUUCAAAUCAACCGAAGAAGGUUCGUCUCUAAAGGCUACAGAUUUUGGUUUGUCAGACUUCAUAAAGCCAGGAAUGAAAUUUCAGGAUAUAGUAGGAAGCGCAUACUACGUCGCACCUGAAGUGUUGAAACGUAGGUCAGGACCUGAAUCAGACGUUUGGAGUAUUGGUGUCAUCACUUACAUUCUUCUCUGCGGGAGAAGACCCUUCUGGGAUAAGACUCAAGACGGAAUAUUCAAUGAGGUCAUGAGAAAAAAACCUGAUUUCAGAGAAGUCCCAUGGCCAACCAUCAGCAACGGUGCCAAAGAUUUCGUGAAGAAGUUGUUAGUUAAGGAGCCGCGGGCACGGUUAACAGCAGCUCAAGCGCUAUGUGCGUGGUUCUUCAUAUGCAAAUGCCAUAUAUUUCCACUGUUUUUUUGGUUAUAUUUACUUAACUUCUGGAUUUGGUUUGUAGCACAUCCAUGGGUGAAAGAAGGAGGUGAGGCCUCAGAGGUUCCAAUAGACAUAUCUGUUCUUAACAAUAUGCGUCAGUUUGUGAAAUUUAGCCGCCUUAAGCAGAUUGCUCUGAGGGCUCUGGCGACAACAAUUGAUGAGGAUGAGCUGGAUGAUCUCAGAGACCAGUUUGAUGCGAUUGACAUUGACAAGAACGGUUCGAUAAGCCUUGAAGAGAUGAGGCAGGCUCUUGCGAAAGAUGUUCCUUGGAAACUGAAGGAUGCAAGAGUUGCAGAGAUUCUUCAAGCGAUUGAUAGCAACACUGAUGGAUUGGUGGAUUUCACUGAGUUUGUGGUGGCUGCUUUGCACGUGAACCAAUUGGAGGAGCAUGACUCUGAGAAGUGGCAACAGAGGUCAAGAGCAGCAUUUGACAAGUUUGACAUAGACGGAGAUGGGUUUAUAACUCCCGAGGAACUUAGAUUGCAAACGGGUUUGAAAGGCUCCAUCGAACCCCUUCUUGAAGAAGCCGACAUUGAUAAAGAUGGGAGAAUCAGCAUCAAUGAGUUUCGCAGACUUUUGAGAAGUGCAAGCCUCAAGUCAAGAAAUGUUAAAAGCCCUCCUGGUUACCAGCUUUCACAAAAGAUGUAAAUUACUUCACAAAUCACCAAGUCCACAAACUCUGAUCUCCCAUGUACUCAACACGUUAUUUGUCACUUGUCGCUCUUAGAUCAAGAAAAUGGUAUAGAGGCUAGUGGAAUUGUAUAAAGGAUACUGAGAACACCCAUCUGGUCGCAAGGUUAGGAAAUGUUUCUCACGUCUUAUAACAUUGGUCCAAUACAAUAGUUCAGUUGCAAAGAGAUACACGCAAAAAUGCUUUUGUGUUUUAUUUGCUUGUGAUAAUAAUACAUAGUUAAUCAUGGGGAUAAUCUACAACAA
This is a messenger RNA of Arabidopsis lyrata subsp. lyrata, 2303 nucleotides long. Its product is annotated as calcium-dependent protein kinase 18. The record is from RefSeq and is a predicted model, not a curated record. The transcript is spliced from 11 exons. Bases 327 to 2015 code for a protein of 562 amino acids. Gene Ontology annotation, biological process: intracellular signal transduction; peptidyl-serine phosphorylation; protein autophosphorylation. Lineage: Eukaryota; Viridiplantae; Streptophyta; Magnoliopsida; Brassicales; Brassicaceae. Gene Ontology annotation, molecular function: calcium ion binding; calcium-dependent protein serine/threonine kinase activity; ATP binding. Gene Ontology annotation, cellular component: nucleus; cytoplasm.